Molecule: messenger RNA, 1119 nt
Organism: Cooperia oncophora
Lineage: Eukaryota; Metazoa; Nematoda; Chromadorea; Rhabditida; Trichostrongylidae
Source: the annotation of a GenBank genome assembly
AUGAGUUGUGCUAAAUACGAGAGUGUUUCGUGGCCUCUGCGGCACAUCCACUUGUCUGCAGAACUUCCUGGUGCAGAAGCUGACGACGGAGCUGAUUAUGCUCUCAAAGAGAUCGAAUUUGACACUGGAGUCGUUCCAUCCUCGAAAUUUAUCACUCCUUCACGAACUUCUGUGCCUUGGACCCCGAUGGGAAUCGAAACACCGAAAAAGACUACACCGGAGAUCACUGUCACUGUUAUUGACGACCGAAUGGACAGCGAAGACGAAGAAAGUGGAAGCGAAGACGACGACGAGUAUCCCGACAAGGUCGUAGCUGCACCCAUCGCCCCAACACCCACCUACGAAGAAGUUGAGCAGGAACGUCAACUACAAGAGCAGUACGGCAAGGAGGUGUUGCAACAGAUCCAAGCUUUCGGUGAAGCAGCCGACGAUGAUUUGACGUUCAGUGGGCGAAAUCCACACUACAGAGGAGUCACUGAACCAUCAACUGAAGUGCCCAUAAUCUCCAUGGACGAGAUUGACACUCUCUCAAACCAGAAACACGACACGCCUCUGGAGAUCACUGAGAACGAGGAGCGAAAGAAUCCCUUCCUAGAGUCACCAGAAGACGAAGAUGUGUCGAUUGACAUGGAGGAGGUUGAUGUGAACCGUGCAGCGCAGUUCUACCAAUCCCACUCGUUGUUCUGCCACCGACCUGGACCAGUUUAUACGAUCCCAGAAGAUGCUAAUGAACUCGACGGUACCAUUGACAACACCGAAAGCAGACUGAUCGCGCGGGAGAAAAAACGACAAGCGGCUCGCUCUGUGGCCAAUUCGAUUAUUGGCUUGUAUAGUCAACCGGUGACGACUGCGACUGAUGUGACCACGACCACGACAUCGACGCCUUCCACUUCCACUUAUGCCAUCAUCGCCCUCGGAUCUGGAAUUCAUACUCGUUCGGUGACAUCAACUGUCGACAGCCACGUUUACAGUUCACACUCCCACACACAAGCUGCACUAUCGACCGUCUGCACGUCGUCCUAUCUAUUCUCCACCGCUUCACCUCUUCCAUUGUCUCCUUCGGGCUCAGCAGUGACGCUUACUCGGCUACACGAUACCGGUCCUCAACACGGUGUCUGA